Messenger RNA from Prinia subflava (tawny-flanked prinia), 10511 nucleotides. It is a transcript of the gene NOS2, whose product is annotated as nitric oxide synthase 2. Gene Ontology annotation, molecular function: NADP binding; calmodulin binding; heme binding. The record is from RefSeq and is a predicted model, not a curated record. Gene Ontology annotation, biological process: nitric oxide biosynthetic process. The transcript is spliced from 26 exons. Lineage: Eukaryota; Metazoa; Chordata; Aves; Passeriformes; Cisticolidae. The coding region runs from base 6352 to 9792 and encodes 1146 amino acids.
CAGUGUGGCAGAAAAUUGUGUUCUGGGAUGCUCCACAGAGACCAAAUGGGGAAAUUAUGUGUAUUUCAGUGUAUAAGUAUUGAACUGGACUUGCAUCUCAAAAUCAAUGAAAACUGAUGAAAAAUACUCUGAAGAAUGUGCCAUGGAAAUUGUCUUUUUUCAUAGGGGAAGGUAGAUAGUUGCUAGAGAAGGAGCUGUAAGCUCACACCCCACACCCUCUGGUACCACUUCCCUAUCGGGAAAGGCAGUGAGGAGGCAGUUUCACUCUAAUAGAAGGUUUUGAAAAUGUGGUGUAAUUCACACCCACUGAAAGUUGCACAGACAUAGCCAAGACUGGCCUAACUGCAGUGCUUAGCAAGGAGUCCUUAAAAACAGUUGAGGCAGUAAAAUGGUGCAUAUAGAUAAAGCGGAGCCAUAAAAUUACCUGAGAAAACCCUUGUCUCUGGGAAACAUGAAAAGCGGGUCAGCAUGCUUUGGUUUUGUAGACUAAGGUACACUGUCCAAAGUGUGACGCCUGAAUGUGCAGGAAACAACUGAGUAGAUAAAGGCAGGUGUAAGGAAAAGAGACUCAAGAGGUCACCAAUAAAGAGAAGCAUGUAAGUUUUACUGAAGUUGUUCCAACAGUGCUGUGUGUUUUGGAGUAAAAACACCAACAUUUUAAGAAUCAGAGCUCAAGUUACUUCUAUACUUCAAUAUUCUAUUCUUCAUUUUGGCCCAGAAAUUUAUGGGUUGUUUUUUCAAAACCAGUAUUCAGAUCCUUUCUGUUACCUGUCUUUGGUUGUCCACUAGCCUCGGCCAGUGCUCUGUUGCUGAAAUUGGAGCUUCUUCAGACCAUGCUUUUACUAAAGAAGACAUUUGCAACUUUGUAGUUCACCGUUAUUUUUUGAGUGUAAAACACUUUUUGCUCACAGUAAUCUCACAGUCUUUUUUCUCCUGUUCUGUUGUGACAAGCAUGGAUUGCAGGAGCAGAAGUACCAAACACAGUUCUGUACCUUUUCCCAGUCCACGUGCCAGCUUUUCCUUAUGCUCUACACAGGGACAUCUUCAGUGGAGUGAAAUGAUGUCCAGGAGUGCAGGACACAGAGCCCACCUUGUGACGGCCUCAUGCAGGACACCAGGGCUUAGGCCCAGUCAAUUGCUAAUCGCUAUUUUGCUCUUUUUUUGCUGUAAUUUUAUCUUUGCUGCUGGAGCUGUGUCUGAGGAUCUCGGGUGAGUCAGGAAGUGUCAGCAAUGCCUUCUGCCUAAGCCAACGUGCAGCCAGGCACAACAAAGUCUGGCUAAUUGAUUGUCGGAUGGCUUUGGUCCUCCCUCACUUCCUCAUUUCUGGGAAUUUGGGAGAGGGUGGCUGAUGAGGGAAUUCUGUUCUUUCUGCAUGUCUGAGUUUGGCCUAACUGACAGCAAGCAGACAGGAAGAAAUGGGUUUACUCGCACGUCUCGGCAAAUUUAGCACUCUCCUUAACUUUCAUUUUUGCCCUCACAUGGUCAGACUGGGAAAUUUUCCACCCUGCUCUGCGAUCGUUUGACAUUCAGUCUUCCACUGGAGAGCAGGACAUGGCAAACAAAGCAUUGCACUUUCCACACUAAACUGCUGCUUUAAACCUACCUUAAAUCUGCAGAAACUAAAAAGGAGUCCAGACAGGGGCUGGGAUCCUGCUUGUAUUUGCAUAUUUUCAAGUGCUAAGCCCUGGAUCUUUUAUUUUGCUUUUGGUAGAGUUGUUAUCCUCACUUUAUCAGGAACAUUUUGAAAUAAUAAAGAAGCCAGUGAAGAAGGGGCUACAGUUAACGGUGAAUAUCUUAAAGCCCUUAAAGGAAUAGUCAGAACACAAACCAAAAAAAAAAAAACCCACCAAAAAACCAGAGUUGGCAUAUUUCAAAGUUUAGGGGAAGAUUCAAACCAAACAAAUUUUCUUUGGGAAAUGAAAAACCAAACCAGUGUAAAAGAAGAUGACUGAUGAUAGACGAUGAGAGGACAUAUCUGGGAAGAGCAAUAGUUGUUAUUGUUAUUAACUGUACCUUGGUCAGAAACCACCAGACGUGAGGGAAGUCCUAACAAAUCUGAGAUGCCGAGUGUGUACAGGGGCUGCAGUAUUGUAUUUAUUGUGUGUCACGUGCAGCAGUGCUGCAAGAGACACAUCAGACAAUAGUUACAGUAGUUAGGAAAGGGAGUUAGAAAGAGCUCACUAAUAACCUAUGAAAUGUUGGAACAGUUGAACAUCUUUUUGGCUUCCAUGAAGUUGGGAAGAGCAGCCCUCGUUGUCAUCAACUUUGCCUCAGUGCAGUAGUUCUUCGAAGGCUCAAAAUGCUGUGAUUUCAGAGGAACAACCUUACAAGCAGAGCUUGAUUUGUAAACCUUUUCAGGAAUAUGACUUCUUGAGCUCAUGCAGAAUCUUGCAGAUAUGAUGUAUAUUACAAUAUCAGGCACAGAAUGUGACUCACUUGGAAGGAAAUUGCAGAGAGCUGAUUGUUGAGGCUACAGACCAUCAGACACUCAAAACAAAACAAAAUUUCACUCAAGAUGACAGCGUUGAAUAGGUUGAAGUCUGUUCUGAAAGGGCACCUCUUUCAUCAAAGUUAAUGCCAGGAAAGCAUCCCGUUUUUGCACUGAUAGGGCAAAGGAAGAAGUGUCUGUGCAAAAGCAGGAAAUAUGGGCAGAAUUGGUUUUCUGAAGGAAAAACCUUCCAAGCUCUGUAGAAUAUUUGUAGAAGGAGUGCCCAAUGAGCUUGUUUAGUUAAUCUCUGGUCCACCUGAGGAAUGAGUGAUUCUCUCUUGUUCUUACUGUACAGAGGUAGUUUUAUUAUUGAUUUCAAAUGAGUAAGAAAACAGGUCCUGUCUGAGCAACUGGAAUGAUUAAGCAGUUCCCUGAAUGGCUGUACCUCAGCCAAUCCUUUUAACAAUUCACCUGCAGAAAGAUGUUUCUCCUCCUCUGGUUAUCCCAAAUCUGAUUUUUCCUAUCCAAUCCCUGUGUGACCUUUCCUAGAUUUCAGCAGUCACAAGCACAGGGAAAUAAGGAGAGUGAAUACUUAAAUCUUAGAACCCACUGAAUUCAAAUAAACUUCUACUAAGAUAUGUUCUUUCUUACGGUUCUAGACUUUAGGAUUCUCCAUGUUCUAUAGACAAAAGAGGUUAAUAGGAAAGAGAAGCAUGCAAAGAGAACUUUUUUAACCCUGCUACAAAGUAGCAAAUGCAAAGAAGAAUGUAAGGGCAGAAUUUUCUCUCAUGGCAUUGAGUGGCACAGGUCUCACACAUCAUUUCUGCCUGCUGAUUACAUCUGCCUGAUGACUGGAAUAUUUUAAACAAAGGGAUUCACCUCCUAAUUCUGGUGAGAGGAAAGGCAACACAUUAAAGAAAAAUCCAGUUGUGAAAAUUCAUGAGCGGUGGAUGCUAAGCAGCACAGGCUUGAUAAGGGCAAGCAGGUGAGUGCUCGGAAAGCUCAGGUCUGUUUAUCAAGAGAUUCAUCUCUAGCAGUCCUGGAUGGGAUGCACACAGGGGAUCUCGUGCAUGAACACGUGUGUACAGCACUUGCUUUGCCUCUAGAAAUGCUUUACACAAUCACCUAAUGCUCAUUUUCAAAUAGAGAAGCUAGACACAGAGGGAAGAAAACACCUUGUCCAAGCUUGCCCAGUAAAAGAGUGACAGAUGAGAAAAGAAACAUGCAUUUCCUCAUUUCCCUGGCUGCCUUAUGCCUCAUUUCUGUAGAUCUUUGGUCAGCAAUGAUAAAUCUUUCCCUAGUUAUCAGCAUACUUCAUUUGAUUAUAUUAGUCAGCAGAUUUAUAAGUCAUCUUUAAUUUAUAAACAGUUUCCUUGGCGUAGCCAUACGUAACAUCAAUAAACAAAUAAGGGAGGUCAAAAUCCUUGUUGGGGCACUGUCGGGAACCACACUCAUGGGCUGCAGGUGCCUGACAGCACUGGGCACAGCUGCCAGCCCUGUCCCAAGGGGGUUCUGCCUUCCAGGCUGCAGGGAGAAGCCAGGUUUUGUAAAAUGUAUGUGUCCACGUGUUGUCUGACAUUGAAAAUCAGCUCAGCAAUCCCAUCUUCCUCAUCCAGCUGUCCCCCUGAUAGUCCCACAAAUAGCAUGGUUGGAAUGGUUUGUACUUCAGGAAGUUGUAGUUCCUUCCAGUAUUCCCAAUAUUUUGUUCAACAACAGGCAGAACAGGUAGCUCUGGUAAGCAAGAAAUUCUACAAAUACUCUAUUGAGAAAAAUCCUUUAAAACUUGAUCAAAGGGAAGGAAGUAUAUGUAUGUGAAACUUAAAGUACCUGUCCUUAGUUACAAGCAUGUGCUUAAAUGCUUUCCUGGCCUGUAUUGUAAAGCUCUACAGAUCUAUAACAUUUCUCUUGAAGUUGCUCGCUCUCUUCCUACAGCUGUAGGUGGUGUACAGGAGGGUGCCUGGAGACUGGCCACACAGGGGUAAAAGCUUGACGAAGCCCUUCAGCAUUUAUUUCUUUUAAUUUUAACACUGUGUGCAAGGCUGCAGUGUUCAGUGCAAUACCCUGCCCUUUCAGGAGCCCAAGCAGGAGUCAAGGCUGCAGCCGAGGGGAGGAAUGCUGACAGCAGCAGGAGCUGCCCCCUCCCUCACACUGGUUAUGUAAUGCUGCUCACGCAGCAGCCACGCACCCUCCACUUCUGCAAGCAAUACAGCACAAGAAUCAGGGGAAUCCCCGAUUUCACUAUCCAUGUCCAGCCCUGCUCAGAGCUAUUUUGCAUAUAUGGUCGUGCACUAUAAAAUGGUUUUGCCUCCUGGGAGGGAUACAGAGCCUGAGAGGUGAAAGGCAAGAAACUCUGACAGAGAGGAGUCUCUCCUGGCAGGGCUGGGACACCUCUCACAAAGUUUUGCACGGUAAGAAGCACCAUGUCCAGGUGUUCAUUCUGUCGUUCAUUUACUGCAGCUCACAGAUAAUUAUAUGGCAAACUGUAUCUUUUUUUCUACAGUAGGAGCAAAGUGUCAGGCUCAGUCUCCUGCUCUAGUUCCAAGCUGUCCAGCUGCUCUGAAAACUUUGGUCCUCCUUUCUGCUGAUUUAAAGGUCUGUGCAUGUAACAGGUAACACUGUCAGUGCUGUCCGCUGAACCCCGCGGCGCAGGACACACAGCAGCUUCUUGCUCUGAGAGCCAGGGAAGGCAAUGUGAGUCUACUCUCUUUCUUUUUCUUUUUAUUAUUAUUAUUAUCUUUCUUUUUUCAUGUUAUUGUUUUACAUCUUUUUCCUCCUUUUCUUCCUUUUCCUCCUUUUCCUCCUUUUCCUCAUUUUCCUCAUUUUCCUCCUUUUUCUUCCCUUCUUUGUUUCUUUCUUUUCUUUCCCCUGUCCAUUUCUUCUAUCUUUUCCCCCUGUAUUUUACAAAAUUGUAUAGGCACAUCACAGCAUUUUUUAUUGCAGAAUAAUAAUUUAGAUUUUCUUUUUCCUAUUUUGUAACUGUAUAGAAAUGCUUAUUGCACAUUAUUUCUCUCACCCAGAGUAGCAAAAAAAUCCUAACACCUUGCAGUUUCUGCACAGUUGGACAGAUUUCUCUUCUUAUGUGACAUUACAGCAGAAAGUAUCUUCAGAGCCCAGCAAAUAUUUUUAACUUCUACUAUAAAAGUAAUAUAAAUAUCAAAAUAAGGCAUAAUUUACUUCAGGAAGAUAUCUAUUUUCUUCCUUUGUCUCUAAUUUCUUGGAAACAUCAGGUUUUGAUUUCUGUUAUGAACCAGAUUCAAAUGCUAGGGCUAAAUCUCUCUAACCUUGCAAUUUACUGGCUUGAUUCUUCUCUUCUGUCACACCUUCCCUAGCACAAAUCCAUCUUGUGUUCAGAAAUGAGCAGAAAAUGUAUGUUAAAAUGAAUAGCAUAAACUUUGUACACUCUUGUGUAAAUGUUAUGUGUUGCAUUGAAAUAAGUGCUACAGCUCUUAGAAACCACAGACCUCAGCCUCUCAGAAUCCUGUUUGUCUCUAACAGGUGGAUACACUGCAAACUGGUUUAGUUCAUUUAUGAACAAGAUUUUUUUCGUUACUGUGUGACUAACAGAGCAAGAUUUCACAUCCUUUUUCUAAGCUUGUGGUCUGCUCAGACUCCAGUAUUUGCUGCUUUACACACCUCGGGGUCAUCUGGAAUUCUCUUGCCAGUAUUUUAGAUUAGUACAUGGCUGCACGUAAAGUGUUAGUUUUAGUAUCACUGUCCUAAGAAAUAAGUGAUUUUCAUUUUAAACACAGGAUGUUAGUUAGAGCAGAUCAGUUACGCUGUGAGUUCCUGAGAGAUGUUAAAGGGAGUUGCCUUCUUGGGUAGAAACUGACCUUGUUGGUUUUUUAUGUCCUUAGAAGUGUUCCCACAUCACACAAAACAAGGUUGCAGCACACUGAAGUAAAACCACAAAAAAAGCAUACAAAAUGCUGUGCCCGUGGCAUUUUGUGUUCAAAACUCAUGGUGCCAAGAGCCGGCACCCCAGAGAGAAGGAUAUCAACAACAACGUGGAGAAAAACAGGAAGAUCCAUGGGCCAGAAAAGGAGGAUGCCAAAGUGCCCGGCCCAAGCAAGCAGAUGGAGAAGCCACCUAUUGUAACCUCUGCAAAGGCCAGUGAGGGAGGAGAGAAUCUCUCUCCAAAUGGCAUCAAAGUUUCAAACCAAAUAUCAGGAUGCCCAAGACAUGUAAGUGUAAGAAACUUGGAAAAUGGAUCCAGCUUUCUUGACACACUACACCUGACUGCAAAAGAGGUUAUCAAUUGCCGGACCAAAGCUUGCCAAGGGUCACUCAUGACUCCAAAGGGCCUGGUGAGAGGUACCAGAGAUGGGCCAGUUCCACUGGAAGAACUUUUACCUCAGGCAAUAGACUUCCUCAAGCAGUACUACAGUUCAUUUAAAGAGCCAAAAAUCGAAGAACAGCUGGGCCGGCUGGAAGCAGUGACCAAGGAGAUAGAGACAAUGGGAACCUAUCACCUGACCAAGGAGGAGCUGACCUUCGCUGCCAAGCAGGCCUGGAGGAACGCGCCCAGGUGCAUCGGGAGAAUCCAGUGGUCCAACCUGCAGGUGUUUGAUGCACGGGACUGUAAAACAGCCAAGGAAAUGUUUGAGCAUCUCUGUCGUCAUAUUCAGUAUGCCACAAACAAUGGUAAUCUAAGGUCGGCCAUCACGGUGUUCCCGCAGCGCACGGACGGGCAGCACGAUUUCCGUGUGUGGAACAGCCAGCUGAUCCGCUACGCCGGCUACGCCAUGCCCGACGGCGCCGUGCUGGGGGACCCUGCCUCUGUGGAGUUCACUCAGUUGUGCAUCGAGCUUGGGUGGAAGCCGAAAUAUGGCCGCUUUGAUGUACUUCCACUUGUUCUCCAAGCAAAUGGCCAAGACCCAGAAAUAUUUGAAAUACCUCCAGAAAUUGUCCUCCAAGUGCCAAUGGAGCAUCCAAAGUACGAGUGGUUUAAGGAGCUGGACCUGAGGUGGUAUGCGCUGCCUGCUGUGGCCAACAUGCUGCUGGAGGUGGGAGGGCUGGAGUUCACCGCCUGCCCUUUCAACGGCUGGUACAUGGGCACGGAGAUCGGAGUGCGGGACUUCUGCGACGCGCAGCGCUACAACAUCCUGAGGGAGGUAGGGAGGAGAAUGGGACUGGAAACAAACAAACUGUCAUCAUUAUGGAAAGACCGAGCUGUUGUAGAGGUCAAUGUGGCUGUGCUUCACAGCUUCCAGAAGCAGAAUGUGACCAUCAUGGAUCACCACUCGGCCUCGGAGUCCUUCCUGAAGUACAUGCAGAGCGAGUACCGCGCGCGCGGCGGCUGCCCCGCCGACUGGGUGUGGAUCGUGCCUCCCAUGUCAGGCAGCAUCACCCCCGUGUUCCACCAGGAGAUGUUGAACUAUGUCCUCACUCCCUUCUAUUACUACCAGGUGGAUGCAUGGAAAACACAUGUGUGGCAUGAUGAGACGCGGAGGCCAAAGAAAAAAGAAAUAAAGUUUAGCGUCUUGGCAAAGGCUGUGCUCUUUGCGUCCUCGCUCAUGCGACGAGCACUGGCCACCAGGGCCAAGGUCACGGUGAUCUACGCGACAGAGACGGGCAAGUCCGAGACACUGGCCAACAACCUGUGCAGCCUCUUCAGCUGUGCCUUCAGCACCAAGAUUAUGUGCAUGGAUGAGUACGACAUUUGUGACCUGGAAAAAGAAACACUUCUUUUAGUGGUUACUAGCACUUUUGGAAAUGGAGAUUCUCCAGGUAACGGAAAGACCUUGAAGGACUCCUUGCUCAGACUGAAACUGCUAAGAAAUAAAAUUAGAUACGCCGUGUUUGGUCUGGGCUCCACCAUGUACCCAGAGUUCUGUGCCUUUGCUCACACCAUUGACCAAAAACUGGCCCAGCUCGGGGCUUCCCAGCUCACGCCAGUGGGUGAAGGGGAUGAACUCAAUGGGCAAGAGGAAGCUUUCCGCAGCUGGGCAGUCAAUGCUUUCAAGACUGCCUGUGACAUUUUUAACAUCCGUGGGAGAGACAGUAUUCAGUUGCCUGAGAUCUACACCUCUGAGGAAGGCUGGGACCCUACCAAUUACAGGCUAGUGCCUGAAUCCCAGCCCAUGGACCUGGCUAAAGCUCUUGCAAGCAUUCAUGCCAAGGAUGUAAUUCCCAUGAAGCUGAAAUUCAGGCAGAAUCUUCAAAGUUUGAAGUCCAGCCGUGUUACCAUUCUGGUUAAACUUCACUGUGAGACUGAUCAGGAAGUGCACUACCUUCCCGGGGACCACAUCGGGAUUUUCCCAGGCAACCAGGCAGAACUGGUCCAGGGCAUUAUUGCCCGUGUCAAGGAUGCCCCUCCAGCUGAUCAGACCAUCAGGCUGGAAACCUGCGUUGAUGGUGGAUACUGGACAAGUCACAAAAAGAUUCCAGCCUGCACACUACACGAGGCUCUGACAUACCUGCUUGAUAUCACUACUCCACCCUCCCAACAGCUGCUAAAAAAGCUCUCCCAGCUGGUGAGAGCAGAAGGAGACAAGCAGAGGCUGGAGGUGUUGUGUCAGAGCACCGAAGAAUACAAUAAAUGGAAGUUUUACAACAGCCCAAACAUCCUGGAGGUCCUGGAGGAGUUCCCCUCUGCUGAGGUCUCCACAGCUUUCCUGCUGACUCAGCUGCCACCUCUGAAGCCCAGGUACUAUUCUGUCAGUUCCUCCUGUGACAUGACAGCCAGAGAGAUUCACCUGACAGUUGCAGUUGUAAACUACAGGACAAGAGAUGGAGAAGGGCCUUUGCACCACGGAGUCUGCAGCACGUGGCUGAACACAAUAGAGCUCAAUGAAACCGUUCACUGCUUCAUCCGCAGUGCUAAUGAGUUCCACCUCCCGGAGGAGCCAGCCAAGCCCUGCAUUCUGAUCGGGACUGGCACAGGGAUCGCUCCCUUCAGGAGCUUCUGGCUGCAGCGCCUCUAUGACCUGGAGCACAGAGGGCUCAGAGGAGGGGACAUGAUCUUACUGUUCGGCUGCCGGCAGCCAGACCUCGAUCACAUCUACAGAGAGGAAACUGAGGAAAUGAAGAGGAAGGGAGUCCUGAGCGACAUCUACACAGCUUACUCCAGACUGCCUGGCCAAGAGAAAGUGUACGUCCAGCACAUCCUGCAGAGGCAGCUGGAGGCGCGUGUGUGCCAGGCGGUGCACGGGCAGCAGGGCCACGUGUUCGUGUGCGGGGACGUGCGCAUGGCGCGCGACGUGGCCCAGGCGCUGCAGGCGCUGCUGGCGCGGGCGCUGCGCCUCAGCCCGCAGCAGGCAGAGCAGUACCUCCAGCAGCUCAAGAGCCAAAAGCGAUACCAUGAAGAUAUAUUUGGGGCUGUGUUCCCACAAGAAGUCAAAAGAACUUCGCAACCCACCAGCUGAAGAACAAAUCCACUUGUGUUUUAGACAAUAUUUGCACAUUUGUUGUUAUUUUCAAAAAACAAAGAGUCAAAUCCUCCUUCUUAUACUUGUUCAGUCGUGCACAUGUAUAGAAUUGUAGGAUUUGGCUCUUGAACCUCAGCCUUAAUUAAGUAAAAUAUUAAAUUUAACUUCUGUUGCUAUUUAUUCUGGCACGCUUUUAAUACAUUAUCUUAAUAGUGAAAGUGGAAAUUAUUUUUUUAAUACCAUCUAUGCUAGUAUAAAUCUGGUGGGUUUUGUACAUAUGAGGAAAAUGUAGCAUUUUGUACUAAGUUAACUAGAGCUGAAAUCUUUUUUUGAAAUGUACUGUUUAUGUUUGUGACCUUAUUUAUAUCAGAUUGGUUUACUUGCAUGUUAUCUUCACUUGAAAGCAAGUGAAUGGGUGGUUGUGUUGCUGGGAGUUGUCUGGCCAUGUGCCUGGAUCUGGAGCAAUGUUUGCUGAUGAGAUGAUAACAGUGUGCUGGUCCCCAGGCAACACCUGCUGCACACACCUGAGAUGUGUCUGCUCAGCAGGUGGCAGUGGUGAAUUCUGCCUUGUGGGACUCAGGUACAUGAACCCCAGCUGCUGUUGUUGUUGUAACAGAGUCUACAGCAGGAAGAUUCCAAAAAUUCCAAAGCACUUUGUACAUUUGAAUUCUAUGCUCUGGUUUACUUGAGUUGUUUGUAAUAAAAUCUGCCUUUAU